AUGGCUGAUACAGCCGACUUUGCGCUGCCUGCGCCCAAGAGGCAGCGGACUGACGACCAGAGUACAACGAUCGUCCGGCCUCUGGGCUCUCGAUUGUUCACACCCUUCAGGACGCUCGGACUAGUCUCUCCUACAUCGGUACCAUUUACCUCCGUUCCCUUGGGCAAAACUACCUUUCAAAUCACAACUUCGGUGGGCCGCAGCUUGCAGACAUAUGACCUCCGCCGAGGUCUGCAACUGGUUUUCUUGAGCCGGCCGCAAUGUCCCGAACAUAUCACCGCCACUUGCGCCUACCGGGACCGAGUACUAGUCGCUUGGGGAGGCACAGACGGCAAAGAGCGAGGCGUCUGGGUUUUUAAGAGAGGGAGGCUCAUCGCAGAGCUUGAGCACACAGACCUCCGUCAGCCUGUCGAGAGUAUCGUGGUGUUCGGUGCCUGGACGGUUGCAUGCGGUAGCAGAGCUAUUGAGGUUUGGAAAACGGACACGUACGAACAUUAUACAACGAUCGUGCCGCCAACUGCCACACCGGUCGGGGGUCCGCUUACUGGCCGAAUGUGCACAAUGCCGACCUACCUUAACAAGGUUUUCGUCGGCUGUAGUAACGGCAAUGUUGAGAUCUACAACGUCAGCACUGGCAAGCUGGUUCAUAUCCUUAAUGCUCCUUCCGCUUCAUCGGGAGUUGUGACGGCGCUUGCACCAACCACAGCCCUUUGUGUGCUUGCUGUUGCUUACAGCGACGGUUCCAUUCACUUUCACGAUGUCGACACGGACGAGAUAGUGUUAUCAAUGCCGAGUACCAACAACAAGGCCAUUACGUCGAUCGCUUUCCGGAGUGAUGGAGUUGGCGCCGGGGAUGACGGUCGCAAAGACGGUGUCAUGGCAACGGCAAGCAUCGAAAGUGGGGAUAUCACGCUCUGGGAUCUCAAUCGAGGAGGCAGAGUGACCGGUGUUGUCAGAAGUGCACAUGAGACCUCAGCCACAGCCACAGCGUCAGGCAUCACAAGAGUCGAGUUUCUUCCAGGUCAACCAGUCAUUGUGUCCUCGGGCCUGGACAACGCCAUUCGCUCUUGGGUCUUCGACGCGACGCCAUUCUCUCCUCUACCCCGUGCUCUGCACACGAGGAGUGGGCAUGCAGCUCCGGUCACCGAGCUCAUGUUCUUACCGGCCGCUUCGGAUGGAUCCGAGGCAGCAGGCAAAUGGCUACUAUCUGCGGGUCAAGACCGUGGUUUGUGGGGCUUCAGCCUGAGAAAGGAUGGCCAGAAUACUGAGCUUAGUCAAGGCAACAUCAAGAGCAAGGCUAAGAGAGUUGGUCAGCUGUCUGAGAGCCGUGCGGCGAUCGAAGAUCUCAAGGCGUCGCCCAUUGUGGAUAUGGCUUGUUGCCUCAACCGUGACGGUGGCAUGGGCAGCGUCAGUGGUACCAUUUGGAGCAACAACACCAAGUCAACCGCGGAAGAGUCCAGUAUGACUGGUUGGGAGAGCGUGGUCACCGCACAUGUCGACGACAAAUCCGCACGAACCUGGUCCUGGGGCAGGAAGAGAGCGGGACGAUGGGCUUUUGAAAGCGGAGACAAGAAGCCUGUCACUAGCGUCGCGAUUACUGCAUGCGGUACCUUUGCACUCGUCGGCUCAGCAGGUGGCGCGCUGGACAUGUUCAAUCUCCAAUCUGGCGUCCACAGACAACGAUUCCCACCUCGACUUAAGCCCGCUCAAGCAAAGGAGCUUCAGGCUAAACCCGAUGGCGCUGAGGAGUUCCUUGCGGCUCGCAGGGGACACAAGUCUACCAUCACAGGCAUCGUUGUCGACAAUCUCAAUCAGAAUGUUGUUUCAUCCUCUCUGGACGGGAGCAUAAUCUUCUGGUCUUUCAACACCGGGCUGCCCCGAUUUCACAUCAACCUACCCAACACGGCGGCCCUCAUCCUGAAAUACUCACCGUCCUCGUCACUCCUUGCGCUAUCCUGCGAUGAUCUCUGCAUACGUAUUCUCGAUGUCUCGUCGCAACGCAUCGUUCGCGAGCUCUGGGGGUGCGUCGGACCUAUCAAUAGCAUCACUUUCUCGAACGACGGGCGCUGGAUCGUCGCGUCUUCUAUGGAUAGUGUCGUCCGUGUCUUCGAUCUCGGAACGGGUCACCUCAUCGAUGCGUUCCGAUUGGCGCCUACAUGUACGAACGUCACCUUCAAUCCAUCGGGAGAGUAUCUCGCAACGACACAUGCAGGUACUCUUGGCAUUCAGAUCUGGACGAACAAAUCUCUCUAUACCAACAUCUCCUCGCAUCCAAUCUCUGAAGAAACAGGCAUUAUCGACCUCACAUCCACGACAUCUUCGCUGGUACCAUUUCCUGCCCUCGAAGUGGCGGACUUCUCUGAAGACGCCGCCCCCGAAGCACCCGCUAGCGGCACAUCAACCGACCAACUCUCAUCGGCUCUUCUCACUUUAUCGCUCCUGCCGCGUUCACGCUGGCAAACACUCUUGAACUUAGACGUCAUCCGGGCCCGUAAUAAGCCCAUCGCGCCACCUGAGAAACCCAAGGCAGCCCCAUUCUUCCUCGGAUCCUCGCUCACACUCAGCAACGGCGACCUCCCCCUUAAUGAAACCAACUCCAAAUCCCCAGAAACCACGACCAAAGCCAUGUCCCGCAUCACCGGCCUCUCAGCGGACUCAACAGCCACUGAAAUCGAGCACCUACUUAACGAGCCUUACCCGGCAGCCGGGCCCCACCCACUUCUCAAGCAGCUCCUCACACUCCCACCAUCUACGACGGCCCUAACACUGCAGACAAUGUCGCUGUCUGCGCUGGCGCCCUUUAUCCGCCUGCUGACGGCACAUCUGAGACAACGACGGGACUACGAGAUCGUCAAUACAUACAUUUCCCUUCUGGUCAAGUACCACAGCGAAUUCGCGCAGGUGGAUGAGGUGAGCGAGGCACUCAGAGAGUGGAAGAGCGUCAACGAAGAGGAAGGCAAGCGCCUGGGGCAGAUGGUGGGCUUCGCGAGUGGUGUCGUUGGAGGCUGGUUGCGAAGCAGUCGAUAG
Cyphellophora europaea CBS 101466 is the source of this 3027-nucleotide messenger RNA. RefSeq lists its product as uncharacterized. The transcript has 2 exons. Gene Ontology annotation, biological process: rRNA processing. The record is from RefSeq and is a predicted model, not a curated record. Lineage: Eukaryota; Fungi; Ascomycota; Eurotiomycetes; Chaetothyriales; Cyphellophoraceae. Gene Ontology annotation, cellular component: Pwp2p-containing subcomplex of 90S preribosome; small-subunit processome. Gene Ontology annotation, molecular function: protein binding. The coding region runs from base 1 to 3027 and encodes 1008 amino acids.